This is a messenger RNA of Olea europaea var. sylvestris, 1692 nucleotides long. RefSeq lists its product as uncharacterized. The record is from RefSeq and is a predicted model, not a curated record. The coding region runs from base 1 to 1692 and encodes 563 amino acids. NCBI's taxonomy places the organism in Eukaryota, Viridiplantae, Streptophyta, Magnoliopsida, Lamiales, Oleaceae. The transcript has 5 exons. Gene Ontology annotation, molecular function: zinc ion binding.
AUGUUCGACGAUCUCUUACAUGGUACAAAUAUCGGUAAUAUUACUGACAUUGACAAAGAACUAUUAUCACCUUCCAAAAGUCCGGAUAUGUGCGACUGGAUUUCCACUGUGGAUACGUCAGAUCUUACCGAAAGGCAAUUACUUUUUACCAAGAAAGAGUUGUACUCGAGAAUUCGUGUACUUGCUUUGCGAGAGAAGUUUCAAUUUCAGGUUAGUAGGUCAAGCCUAAAAAUGUUAACCAUUGUACGCGCGGACGAUAAUUGCAAGUGGAUGUUACGUGCGUCCAGUUUCAAGCAGUCCGCCAUCUUUAUGAUCCGCAAAUUCAACAAUGUGCACACAUGUUCCAUAGAUUAUCGUUGUAAUGCACAUCGAUAUGCCACUAGUUCCAUAAUUGCUGAGCAAAAUAUGGGAAAAUUGGAUAAUACAUACGGAUCGUAUAAUCCUAUCGUUAUUGCACGUGACAUGGAACGUGAGUUUGGUGUGAAAAUUAGUUACCAUCAAGCACGUCUUGGAAAGGUAGCUGCUUUACAUAUGCUACAUGGUACACAGAGUGAUAACUUUCAAAAACUUUCUUCCUACUGUCAUGUCCUAGGAGAGAGUAACCCGGGGACAGUAUUACACAUCGAAGUAGAUUCUCGUAACAGGUUUAACUACCUUUUCCUAGCUUUCGGUGCAAGCAUUCAGGGUUACCUGCACUACCUGAGGCCCGUUAUUUGUAUUGACGACAGUCACUUGAAAGGUACAUACAAAGGUACCCUUCUACUGGCAAUUGCCCAAGACGCCAACGAACAGAUUUAUCCCCUAACGUGGGGGAUCGUUGAUGCAGAAACGAAUAGAUCAUGGAUAGCCACAAGAACUUAUCGAACUGAAGAGUUUGAAAGACUUAUAGGACAGCUUCGUAGGGUAAGUGCAAGAGCGUACGGGUGCUUGGAGCUAGUAGGUUUCCCAUUUUGGUCACUGGGACUAUUUGUUGGCCAACGGUACAAUAUUUUGACCAACAACAACGCAGAAUCUUUGAACUCAAUGUUGAGACAUGCCCAUUCGUUACCGAUCAUGUGCUUAGUGGAACACAUUCGGCAUACUAUGCAGAAGCGGUUUUAUGAAUGUCGAGCAAAUGCAACAGCAUGCAAUAACUUAACAGAAGUUGGAAUAUCCAACGACACGGAUAUCAUAGACUUCUCCGAAAACACAUGCACUUGUCGUGAGUUCCAACUGAAUCGUAGGCCGUGCAUUCACGCAUCCCGUGCUGCUUGCUUGAGAGGUAAGUCAUUGUACGAUCUCAGCUCAUCGUAUUAUACAUCCGAGUACUGGAAGGGUGCCUAUGGAGAAGCUAUAUAUCCUGUAGACCACCCACAUGAUGUAAGUGAUCCAGACACGAGUGUACCACACGGUUCAGAAAAUGCACUCGCUGCGGUGGACUUGGUCAUAACCGGACCAAAUGUUCGAACUACACUGUACCACGUCCGAUGUAAGCAGCAUUUUUACGCAAAUAGGCACAACGUACUGCAUAACAGCCUCGAACCAAGAUACAAUUUUGUUGUGCAGAACAUUGUUGCCAUUGUUGACAUAUGUAAAUUGAAUGUACGGAAUAAGAAACAUUCAACCAUUAUACAAGUUUCCUUUCAAAUGUAUAUUACGAACACAUCAUUUUUAGCGCAUAACACUGUCCGCAAUGUUCACAAAGUACGUUGA